UGACGUAAUGUAUUCCCUAGCAACCAAGAUGUCUGUUGUGCGGUAUUUAUAAACUUAUUUAUUUUCAGUGGAUGGUUUGGUUGACACUUUUCGCUUGCAGACUACCUUUUUAUAUCCUUAUAAAUGACAAAUAAAAAAAAUUGAAGCAAAACUUAAAGAAAAAUCUGAAAAAAAGAAAGAACCACUUUCGAUGAUUAAUUACAAUAAAACGAAGGUCUGUUUGGAAUACGGUAGAAGUAAUUACUCAGUGAUACAAAUUAUGCUGACGUAUUUGAGGAGUAGGAUAUAAUCGUUGGAACCGUAUAUUAUAUCAUUGAUACUUAUUUUAUGGAUCAUAGUUGGUGGUGGGGUCUGUUUUGUGAAAGCAGAGUCGAAACUAGCGGAGUCUGAACGGAAAGAUUAAACUGAUUUAUAUAUCUGAAACAAUCAAAAACGUAUUUUUGUAAAAAUUUCACCAAAGAAUGCAUUUUUCGGAAAGUUAUGAAGAAACACACUUGGCGGUGGACACCAAUCUGUACUUAUGCAGCUAUCUAUCAAAACACAUCUAAUCAAAAUGGCUAAAGCUUCUUCUUCUACUAUUGACUGGACCCUAAUAUCUGCACAUGGACCUGCAGUUGUCUUUCAUACAGCCUGUAUUGUUGGAGAUAGGCUCUAUGUUCAUGGUGGUUUGGCUGUUGAAAAUGUUAACAUGCCGGUUAAUGGCUUCUAUUAUUUAGAUUUAAGAAGAAAUAUUUGGAAUGAAAUACAAUCACCUGGUAGUCCAUCUUUAAGCCACCACACCUCCAUUGUCUUACAUGAACGCUACAUGCUCCUUAUAGGAGGAUGGAAUGGCAAGUUACGAUCAGCAGAUCUUUAUUGCUUUGAUACUGAAACAAUGCAAUGGACUGAAAUGAAACAUUCUGGUUACCCGAAAGAGGCUGGUUUGAGUUCUCACUCAAGUAUCUUAUGUGAAAAUAACAACAUUUUAGUUGUUGGUCGAGAGGGUCAUCUUCAUUCACAACGUAAACACAACAGUGCUUAUAUCUUAGCUGGUGACCCUGUGAAAGGGUACUUUUCCUAUUCUUUGCUAACAUAUGGGGUUGCUUCACGUUCAGGCCACACGUGCAAUGGUGAUGGUCGUUGGACAUAUUUGAUUGGUGGCCGCAAAGACAAUUUCAUUGAGACGGUGGCUGGUGUAAAGUCUUAUCCACAACUAACAAGUUCAAUUGCCAAGAAAUUAAAAGAUUUUUGUGAGAAACUUGUGCCAAUGUCAAAAUAUCCAUCAGGUAGGAAGCAUCAUGCUGGUGUUGGAGGUCAUGGAGUUAUAUUCAUUCAUGGAGGGGAAACUUUUGAUUCUGCUCUAAACAUACCUUCAGGGGAGAUGUAUGUGCUUAUUGCAGCAAAAAGUUUAAAUUUCUACAAAGUUGGGAUUAGUCUUGUUUCUCUUAAAGGACAUAUAUGCUGUUGCUAUAAUGACAAAAUAAUUGUACAUGGGGGUGUAUCUGGCAAGAAACACAGUGUAAAGGGGGAUACUUAUGAAUUAAUUAUACCUUAAAUUCAGUGUGUCUGAAGCCUGAUUUUUAUACAUCACAGCCAGUACUAUUGUUUUAACAAAUGGCAAUAAUGUGAAAGAGGAGUUUUAAGUUGUUGAAGUAGCUGUUUCAACAGCUAGAGGCAUGAUUUAUUGCUCAACUCGACUCUAAAGUAGCAAUCAAAUCUGUUGUCAUCUAUGUAAACUGAGAUUAGCAGAGUUUAAUGUUUGGUGGGUCAUAAAUGCUGUCAUACCUCUAUUAAAAACAUAUAAAAAAGAACACUGCUGAGAAAAAAGAAAAACAAAAAACACAAAAACAAAAUACAGUAUCUAAUACUGAUGAGCAUAAAUAGCUUGAAAUGCAUAUAUUAGUCCACAAUGGCUUUGAUGUUAUGAAACCUUUUGCCUAAAGAGGGAAUAUUUCUUCAUGGCGAAUUGCAGUGAAAAUGGCUGUUUUGGAGGUCAAAUAUUUCCUAAACAUAUUUGAACUGAUUGAAAAGUUUGUUUAUUUCACAACACUGCUUAACAUGCAUACUGCAACUACCAGAUAUAGCGGUGACAACUACCUGCCAACAUCUUGUCCGAGUAUGUGAACUUAAGAAUAAAGAAAAGAACGGUUGUAACUUUCAGACCAGUGACACCAUAUGACCUAAAAUGACCAAUAGAGGCAUAAGAUCUAGAAGCUACCUUGAAUUUGUUUCAAACCCCUAUACUCUGCUCUAGCUUCCUGACCAGAAAAAUUCAAACUCAUUAAAUAAUUAAUAUAUGUAACUCUGACCAAAUGUGUUGAAUGCCACUGUCUUUCAUUUGUCAAUUCACUUGUGUGUGUGUGUGUGUGUGUGUUUAAAGAAAAAUUUUCUUAAAUGUUAUUAACAAUUAAAUAAAGAUUCUUUUGGCAAG
Octopus bimaculoides (California two-spot octopus) is the source of this 2410-nucleotide messenger RNA. Its product is annotated as kelch domain-containing protein 9. Gene Ontology annotation, molecular function: cyclin binding. Lineage: Eukaryota; Metazoa; Mollusca; Cephalopoda; Octopoda; Octopodidae. The record is from RefSeq and is a predicted model, not a curated record.